AUGAAUUCGCCAGCUUUUGCUACGCCUCAAGCUACUCCUUUGACUUCACGGACGACAUUCUCUGGACUCUCUGUACCAAGAUGCAGUGCCGCCGCUCCACGAGUGUACAUUGUACCAGAAAUGACUCGAUUCGCACCUCGAAUGCUUGCCGCCCCUUCCGAAGAAGUAGGGGAGAACAAUACUGAAAUCCCGACCACUGAAAGCAUGAUCGGGAUCGAUGAUGCGCCAGUUGAUAUAGGUUCCGUUGCAACUGCAACAAUGGAACCGGAGGAAGAUGAAGACAGUGAAUAUGAGCCAUGUGCCCCUCCGCAGCCUUUUAUAAAUGCGCAGAAUGUAUCGGCAGCGCAACAGAAAUUCAAGCGACACGAGACGGAUUCUGGGUCACCCGAGUUUCAGAUCGCAACUUUAACGACGAGAAUUGCUUAUCUUACGGAUCAUCUCAAGAAAAACCCGAAGGACUUUUCGUCGACGAGAGGUUUAUUGAUGAUGGUGUCGACGAGACGCAGGCUACUCAAGUUCUUAAAGAGAGAGGACGAGCAGCGGUUUACUGAUAUCAUCGCCGGGCUGAAUAUUCGCGUUUCGCAGCAGAUUCGUGAACUCUAAUUUGUAGAGCGGAAAGUUCUGCGGGAGUGGGGACGCAAGUGCAGUUACGGCUUUAUAAACUUGGAUACCCUUUAAUACACACAUUGGGCUUUGUUCAUGUCGCGUAUGUUUUGGACUUGUGGCUCGUUUUAAUCAAUGUUGUCGACGAUGGAAACUCCUGUCAAUAUUGUUGAUGACUGGGAUUCUAUUUGCGUAGUUUUGAAAGUCUCGGUGUGCGGUAAUCGAGGGAAGGGAUAGGGGUCCUACUUGAACAGAGUGCUCCGUUGGCGCGGGCGUGGGAGAUAGGCUGUAUGAGUCGAUUGACAGUCUGGUGCUGUGAUGUGGGCCGGUAAAUAUUUUGUUAAAAAGGAUAAAUGUUUCGCAAAAAUUCAGGCAGGGCGGAGCAGUGACUUUGCACUUCAACGCUUUACAGCGAGAAACAAAUCGGUCGCAACGACUGCGUAAAGGUUGCCUCUUGACUU
Molecule: messenger RNA, 1064 nt
Organism: Chondrus crispus (carragheen)
Lineage: Eukaryota; Rhodophyta; Florideophyceae; Gigartinales; Gigartinaceae
Exons: 2
Coding region: 1-603 (200 amino acids)
Biological process (GO): translation
Cellular component (GO): ribosome
Molecular function (GO): structural constituent of ribosome
Source: RefSeq, a predicted model, not a curated record